AGUACAUUUUCAAAAAUUACACGAAGGAAGGUCGACUGGAUUCAUCAAAUAGUGGAACGUAGCCUGUAACUGUCGGAUAUUCCAUUUUUUUGACCAUGGCAUUGAAGGAAUUUCCUCAACCAAAAGGACAUUUGUGUUUGAGAUUACAAUGGCAACUACUGGCUUUUCUUGGUUUCAGUCACAUUGUUUGUGGUCAAAUUCGAUAUUCUGUUCCGGAGGAGAUGAAAAAAGGAUCUGUAAUAGGUAACGUAGCUCAAGAUCUAGGGAUAGAUUUGAAAAGGCUCCGAGCGGGUCGGGCCCGGAUCGUUACGGGAGAAAACAUUCAGUACACGGAGCUGAAGACAGACAAAGGGAUUCUCGUCGUGGGUGAGAGAAUAGAUCGAGAGCAGCUUUGUGGCGACGUCACACCGUGCAGCUUUAGUUUCGAAAUAAUAUUAGAAAAUCCAAUGGAGCUUCAUCGUGUAACUAUUGAAAUUUUAGAUGUAAAUGACCACGCACCUGCUUUUCCAAACAAAGAUGUAUAUUUUGAAAUUGGUGAAACUGCCUUAAUAGGAGCUCGAUUUCCCCUAGAGAGUGCAGAGGAUCCGGACGUGGGUCUUAACGCUUUACAAAACUACAUAUUAACUGCAAGCGAUAAUUUCAUCCUCAAACAACAUGCUAACCCCGAUGGCAGCACAUUUGCUGAAAUGGUCCUCCAAAAAGCUUUAGACAGAGAGGAGCAUCCCCGUCUGUCUUUAAAGCUGAUCGCUGUAGAUGGAGGAAAUCCCCAGAAAUCUGGUACAGUAAACAUAGAUAUCACUGUACUAGAUGCUAAUGAUAAUGCUCCUGUAUUCAACCAGUCAGUAUACAGAGCUGCUGUGAUAGAAAACGCCCCGAAAGGCUCCUAUAUUGCAACGAUUAACGCAACUGAUGCAGACAGUAGUUCAUAUGGACACAUAACGUACAGCUUCUCUAAAUUAAAAGGAGCUAUUGCAGAUCUGUUUAUACUGGAUGAAUUAACUGGAAUUGUAUCGGUUGCAGGAAAUAUAGAUUAUGAGAAAGAUAAGAAAUAUGAAGUUAGAGUUGAGGCGAAGGACCAGGGUGGCUUUACAGACACCAGUAAAGUAAUCAUUGAGAUUGUUGACAUAAAUGAUAACGCACCUGUAAUAAACGUCAUGUCCUUCUCCAGCCCCGUGUCAGAAGAUGCUCCUCCGGGUACCACCAUUGCCAUCAUUAAUGUCAAAGAUGCUGAUUCUGAGAAAAACGGGCGGAUUAUUUGCUCCGUUGAUUCUAAACUCCCGUUUAAAAUAACAUCGUCAUUAUCCAACUAUUAUAAUUUGAUAUCAGAUGUACCAUUUGAUCGGGAAUUGACUGAGGAAUACAAUAUUACAAUAUCAGCAACUGAUUCAGGAACACCUCCUCUUUUUAGCACCAGAACAUUACUCCUUAGAAUAUCUGACAUCAAUGACAAUGCUCCAGUAUUCGAAAAAAGCGUUUAUUAUGCCUACGUCACAGAGAAUAACUCUCCAGGCAUGUCCAUAUUUACAGUCAGUGCUCAUGAUUUUGACUGGAAUCAAAACGCGAGAAUAGCCUACCUCCUAGAAGAAAAACAGAUAAGUGGAACUCUAAUCUCCAGCCUUUUAUCCAUCAAUUCGGCAACAGGAGUGUUGCACGCGCUGCGCUCAUUUGAUUAUGAACAAAUUAAACUACUGAAAGUAAUUCUAAAGGCACAGGACGGAGGCUCUCCCCCACUCAGUAGCAACGUGACUGUAAAUAUUUUCAUCCAAGAUCAGAACGACAACACACCUCAGGUUCUGUACCCAGUCCAGACUGGCGGAUCUCUGGUGGCUGAAAUGGUGCCUCGUUCAGCAGACGUGGGCUAUCUGGUCACUAAAGUGGUGGCUGUUGAUGUGGACUCUGGACAGAAUGCCUGGCUCUCCUAUAAACUGCAGAAAGCCACAGACAGGGCACUGUUUGAAGUGGGCUUACAGAAUGGAGAAAUAAGAACUGUUCGCCAAGUGACUGAUAAAGAUGCAGUGAAACAAAGGCUGACUGUUAUAGUGGAGGACAACGGGCAGCCCUCUCGUUCAGCUACAGUCAAUGUUAACGUGGCGGUGGCGGACAGCUUCCCUGAAGUGCUCUCAGAGUUCACUGACUUUACGCACGACAAGGAGUACAAUGACAACCUGACUUUUUACUUAGUUUUGGCUUUGGCUGUCGUUUCAUUUUUGUUCAUCACGUGUUUGGUGGUUAUUAUAUCAGUGAAAAUAUACAGAUGGAGACAGUCUCGUAUCCUCUAUCAUUCCGAUCUCCCAGUGAUCCCUUACUAUCCACCGCGUUACGCAGAUACUUUGGGGACUGGAACUCUGCAGCACGUGUACAAUUACGAGGUGUGCAGGACGACUGACUCCAGAAAGAGUGACUGUAAGUUCGCCAGACCCGGUAGUCAGAACGUCCUGAUAAUGGACCCCAACUUGACAGGAACCAUGCAUCGGAUACAGAGUGAAAAGAGCAUUUUAGACGAACAAGAUUCUCCGUUAGAGGUGAGUUUUCUGAAUAGGCUUAGUUGGCUUAAUGCAUUUAUUCACUAA
Molecule: messenger RNA, 2570 nt
Organism: Hypomesus transpacificus
Lineage: Eukaryota; Metazoa; Chordata; Actinopteri; Osmeriformes; Osmeridae
Product: protocadherin gamma-A3-like
Exons: 1
Coding region: 96-2570 (824 amino acids)
Biological process (GO): homophilic cell-cell adhesion
Cellular component (GO): plasma membrane
Molecular function (GO): calcium ion binding
Source: RefSeq, a predicted model, not a curated record